Messenger RNA from Ylistrum balloti, 4214 nucleotides. RefSeq names its product ras-related protein rab7. NCBI's taxonomy places the organism in Eukaryota, Metazoa, Mollusca, Bivalvia, Pectinida, Pectinidae. Gene Ontology annotation, biological process: phagosome-lysosome fusion; endosome to lysosome transport. The transcript is spliced from 5 exons. Gene Ontology annotation, cellular component: late endosome; lysosome; phagocytic vesicle. Gene Ontology annotation, molecular function: GTP binding; GTPase activity. The coding region runs from base 217 to 834 and encodes 205 amino acids. The record is from RefSeq and is a predicted model, not a curated record.
UAGAGUCCAAACACCUACACAUUUGAUCUGACGUGGAGUCACGUUAUAUUUCAUGUGCGCUGCCAUAUUGGAAAAUUGAACUGAGGCAAGAGGAAGGAAAGAUGACGUCAUGGGUCACGCGACUACGCCAUUUUGCAGUAGGUGUCAUAUGCAGAGUACAGGUACUAGGCUUAUUGCGGAGAAUAUCAAUCAGCUGUCACUUACUGCGGAAAGAAGAUGUCUUCGAGAAAGAAGGUUUUGUUAAAAGUGAUCAUACUUGGAGACAGUGGUGUGGGGAAAACAUCACUAAUGAACCAGUAUGUUAACAAAAAGUUCAGUAAUCAGUACAAGGCCACCAUAGGAGCAGAUUUUCUAACCAAGGAGGUGAUGGUGGACGAUAGACUCGUCACAAUGCAGAUUUGGGACACAGCAGGUCAAGAAAGAUUCCAGAGUUUGGGUGUGGCAUUCUACAGGGGAGCAGAUUGUUGUGUUUUAGUUUUUGAUGUUACAAUGCCAAAUACGUUUAGAUCUCUUGACAGUUGGAGGGAUGAAUUUCUAAUACAGGCUAGUCCGCGUGACCCAGAUAACUUCCCAUUUGUUGUGAUAGGAAAUAAGAUAGACCUGGAAAACCGUGCAGUUACAGCCAAGAGAGCUCAGAGUUGGUGUAACACCAAGGGUGAAAUCCCAUACUUUGAAACCAGUGCAAAAGAAGCCAUAAAUGUAGAGCAGGCUUUCCAGACAGUGGCCAAGAAUGCCUUGGCACAGGAGAAUGAUGUUGAGCUGUACAAUGAGUUUCCUGAUCAAAUCAAAAUCACCAAUGAUCAGAACAAGCCUAAAGAAAGCUGUGGAUGCUGAUACAAUUUAGUUGUAUGAUAAGUGAUUUGAAUUGACAAAAGACAAUUUUCAGCUGUUACAGUUGUGAAAUGUCUCAUAUGAUUCCAGCAGUGAGAAUGAUACAUUGAUAAGUCCAGUGCUUGACUAAAUGUGUGAUUGGAAUGCUGGAGACUCUUGAAAUACUCUGCCAAGUUUGUGAUGUCUAGAUCCGAUUUGUGACUGUUCAUUACCUUACUGACACAUUCAAUGACAUUAUGGUAUUUUAUAAAAAAAAAUUUCAAAAUAUAUAUAUUUUUGCCAUGUUCCAUGUCAAUUUUAGAUUUGGGGAUAUAUUUGAUACAUUUUACAGAAACUGUCCCUGGUACCUUAGUUCCAUAGGUAGAACUGGAAAUGCCAAUGGUUUUGAACUGAAACCUUACAUGCAAGUUUUCACUGAACAUGUUUUCUGAUAAUUAUCAGACAAAAAAUUAAGCAUUGUUGACAAAUGGUUGGAUUAAACAUCAGUUAUCUUGAAUGUGUCAUAAAGUUAUUGAACUAUUCAGUACAAGGUCUAGAUCACAAUAUCACAUAGGGAUCAAACUUUACUAGUGAGUGGACAUGAUUCAAUCCUUCAGUAAUGUUGGGGACAUGUGUUUUAUUUAUAAUUUUGCGGCCAUUAUAGCAAUAGGAGACAAUACACGUCUUUAGGUGGCCAUCACUGUUGGUGUGAAAACCGCUGUUGGAUAAUCACUUGUUUUGUGUGACAGUUAUAUGGCUGAACAUUAUUUGCUGGUUUUACAACUUCUAAACUUUGAUUAUGGUGCAAUUAUUUAUUUACAUGAUAAUGAUCAAUAUUAAUUAAAAUGUGUUUGUAUCAGUGCUUGCUCCUAUAUUUGGGUUAACAGUUACAGAUGUAGUGAAUAGAAAUUAUGAACAUGAUAUUGGAGGCAGAUCAGACAGUGAUGUUAACUCUGCUUUCACAAAACCUUUUCCACUUGGCACUCUCUGCCUUUUAAUGAUAUUCGAUAACUUUGCCUAUAAUUAUGGUUCAGAUUUACUGUUUUCCCCAGUUGCUAUAUAUAUUGUUGAAUAAAUAUUCAAUUUCUUUCUAGUCGUAAUACCUUACAAAUGCCAACAUAGAAAAAAAGAGUCGGAGUCUGAUCAUUCUGCAUAUAAAACAAGGAAAAAUUAUUUGCUAUGCUUGACAUUUUAUGACAGAUUUAUUGAUGUAUUAUAAUUUGAUAAUUUUGAUGAAAAUAUGUGAAUAUGAACUCUGUUCUGCAGUCAGGUACACAGUGAUUUGUGCUUGGUCAGUUUUGGAAUUUUCUUGGAAAAUUCUGCUAGAAAGUUGAACUUUAUGGCUGCAAGGCAUAGCUACGAAGACCAAAUACUGCUUUACAGAUAAAAUGGAUAGUGAAGAAGAUGAGGCUGUAAAUAAAUAUUGUGAUAUAUGCUUAAAAGAAGAUAAUAUUCCCAAGACCACAAAGAAACAGAAUUACUGAAGAGAAGAAAUAGCACUCUGACAACCACCUAGAAACAGUAAUGCUGAAAACUGUUGUUUGUUAUAAUCCUACAUUAUCAUGAUGACCUUAUAACUCAAAGUAAUCCAUAGACGAACAAAUAUAACACUUAUUUAUAUAUAUAAAAGUUGAAACUUGUUCAAUUUAAAGUCCAACUUUUGUUUCCUCUAUUGUUUUGCCAGACUGACUGAUGAAGAAUGUUCUAGAGAAGCAGGCUUCAGUGGGAGUGUCAUGACUUGAUUCACAUUCUGCAUUGGUCACAAUCAGGAGUAUAUAUGUAAAUUUAUGAUUGAAAGUGAAGGGCAAGAUUUUAAAGUGGAUCAUCUCCCAUUUGACAGCAUUAAGGCAAAAGUAGAUAGAUUGAUUUGGAUAAUUAGGGUAUAAAUACUUAUAUGUCUGCUAUUCAAAAGCACCCUUUUGUAUACAUAUAGAUAAUGUACUGUUUUGUUCUUGAUGUAUAAUUUAUCCAAAAGUCUUAUUGCAUCUAUCCCAUCAAUGAAUGAAUUGUUGUAUAAAUUUUCUUAGGUGUAAUUGUGAUGUAAGGUGAGAUGUGUUGCAAGAAGUGUGGUAAAGAGGUGACAGUUAUCAAUCAAUUUAACGUAAAUAAAGAAACUUAAAAGAUAUCGAAUAAUUUUACAAUUUUUAGAAAAUUUCUAAUAGCCAUCAUGACAAUUAAAAGUUACUCUUUAGAAAAAAUAAUUUGGACUUUGUUUUGAUUUUAAAAAAAUAGUUCAAGAUUAUGAUUGAAUGGGUGAAAAUGUUGGAAUGUUGUUGUGUGUGUCAGAAAAUUUGCUUGACAUGGAGUGUAUACUUAUUAGUAGAAUAUGUACAUAGACAUUUUGUUACAACAGAAUACUAUAAAUGGUUGUCCAAUGGUAUAUUAGUACAUAUGAUUAACAGAAUAGCUUUCUACAUGCAAUUUCUACAGCAUAUCAUACAGAGAAGGUUUCUUCUCGCAGGAUGUCAUCUUGGUGAAUUCUACAAUUUUCACCUUAUUUUUUUGUCAUUACUUCAGACUUUAUUUUGCACCCUAUUAUAAUAAUAGGCUCUAGGGUAAGAAAUCAAAAGAAAAUUAAUUUUUCCACAAUUAAUGACCUGAUAAAUAAUUUUGAAAAAAAAAAAAGAAACAAAUUUCUCAUUUUAGCAUAUUUUCAUUAUCAAUAUUUGAUAACGAAUAGUGUACUCAUAGGAAGAGCUGUUGGCAUGUAUUUUCCCAAUUGCAAAACAAAAAUUAGCUGUAAAUUUUUGUAAGUUCGUAGUCAUCACAUCACAUCUAGAUAAUUGUCUAUACCUGUGAUGAACUAAAGCGGACUAGUCCUGCUACUCGUUUUGAUUAUUUUAUUGGAAGCUGGGUGCCUUUGUAAAUCUUUUCGGAGCUCUGCUGCUUAAUCUCUCAACAGAUCCUGAUGAAACCUUGAGCAUGUGAUCCAUUUGGAUGAUUUCUUUAGAAAAAUAUUUUAUAUCUGUGAGCUAGGGAUGUAAGUCUGUGACUCGCAGUUUAAAUUCAGUCAGUAAAGGGAAUCUGUUUCAAAUUAAUUUUACACAAUAAAGUAACUUCCACAUCUAUAACUAUCGACUAUAUUUUGUAGGAAUGUGCAUAUAUUGUUUUGGUGUCAUCCCAAAACAGGCCCGUUAAUACUACAAGGGUAUUUAGUAUUACCCGUUUAUGGGUUGUAUAGAUGUUGUCGGUCCAUUUUAAUACUAAAUACUGCAGACUCGAUGAUGUACGACAUCUUAAAACAGACAUUGUUUAAACCAAUAUAUAAAUCUAUAUUUAAUGCAUGCGACAACACUGUUUACAAAUACAUGCCAAUAGUAUGCAUGCAUCUUGUCAUUCUAAUGCUUAGAGAUGAAAUAUACGUACAAUGUACUUUAUGAAUAAAAUCAUCAGUAAAUCAUAAA